AUGUCUCUGCCGGGCAUGCUAGAUAAUCUGCGUAUCCUCGACGCAUUGCUUGUGUUCUCUUUACUCCUUUUGGUUCUCGUAUGGCAAAGGAUCCUCGUGUCUGCAAGAGCUCGCCGGGGGGGCCCACUUCCUCCUGGACCCACCGGUCUUCCCGUCUUCGACAAUCUCUUCGACAUACCAAAGGGCAACGAGUGGAUCACCUACCGCGACUGGAGCACAAAGUACAGCUCUGAUCUCAUUCACUUCACGUCUUUCGGAGUACACACUAUAGUGGUCAACUCAGCACGCGCAGCAUCAGAGCUGUUCGAGAAGCGAUCUGCCUUGUACUCGGACCGUCCAGAGGUAACGGCAGUGAAAUACAUAGGCAUGGGCUGGCUUUUAGGUUUCACGCGCUACGGGACGACUUGGCGUCAACUUCGCAAAUCAUUCCGCGAGCAAUUCAAAACCGAGAUCCUGGCAAGAUAUGAAUCACUCGAGGCCGAUGCGAUACACGAGUUUCUGCGAUCGCUGGUCAGAAGGCCAGACCAGUUCAAGGCAAGUGUCAGACACAUGACAGCCAAGAUCAUCAUGCGCAUCGCGUUCGGGAUUCAUGUCCAAGGACCCGAAGAUCCAUACGUUCAACUUGCCGAGGAUACCCUGCACGCUAUGAACGUCGCGACCUCGUUUGAAGGCCUGAUAUUUGACUACUUUCCAUUCUUACGACGAAUGCCUUCUUGGUUUCCAGGCGCGGGCUUCAAGCGUUUCGUCGACGAUGUGCGACGCAGGAAGUUGAGCCGAGCGGCGUUAGAUGAGCCUUGGACGGCGAUGCUGAAGGACAAGAUGGCCGACACCUCCGACAACCGACACUUCUCGGCAGCAGGCAACUUAUUCGAUAAGCACCGGGAUGAGCCGGAUCUUCAAGAGCUUCUCAAAUCAGUUCCGACAACUAUGUAUCUCGGUGGAGCGGACACGACGGUCUCAUCACUUCUGUCCUUCAUCAUGGCGAUGGCUAUGUAUCCCGACGUGCAGAGGAAAGCACACAUGGAGCUCGAUGAGGUUCUUGGUGAUGCUCUGCCUACACUCGCAGAUCGCGAAAGACUACCAUACUUGAAUGCACUCGUGAAGGAGGUGCUCCGGUGGCAUCCUGUUACAGCGCUGGCUGUUCCACAUGCCGCGACGACCGACGACAUCUACGAGGGAAUGUACAUUCCCGCUGGCAGCGUCGUGAUCGGCAAUGUGUGGGCCCUCCUACACGAUCCCGCGCUGUACCCCAACCCCGAAACUUUCAAUCCAGACCAUUUUAUCUCGGCCACAAUGGGUGGGACAUGCCCAGCGGAUGCGUGCAAGGAGGGAGAGCCACCAUUUCCGGAAUUCGCUUUCGGCUUUGGACGUCGUCUGUGUCCCGGGCGCGCUCUAGCGAAGGUGACGGUCUGGUUGACGGUCGCCAGCGUUCUCUCUGCGUUCGAGAUACACCCAGCUAAGGAUGCUGAAGGGAGAGACGUGCCGAUCAUUGAAACUUGGUCUAGUGGAAUGGUAGGGUUUCCUGGUCCAUACGAAUGCAACAUUAGAACGCGAGGAAAGAAAGCCGAGGCAGCAGUGAUGGCUACGAAGGACUUCGACGGUGUCUCUUAG
Peniophora sp. CBMAI 1063 is the source of this 1611-nucleotide messenger RNA. The record is from the annotation of a GenBank genome assembly. Lineage: Eukaryota; Fungi; Basidiomycota; Agaricomycetes; Russulales; Peniophoraceae.